CAAACACUUCUCAUAAUCCUGAGAUAAGAGCAGGUGGUACAUAGACCAAGCAAAGCUGAAAACCAGAGGACUCACAAACGAGACCCUUUGGCAGAAUACGAUGCCAGGAGACACGCACCUGAAGUUACUAUGCGUAGUGACUUUCUUGUGCACCCUUAACACGGAGGCUUAUUCUGGAUAUGUCUCACUCGCUCUACCCGAUAGGAGGUCAAAUGCGGAUUAUUUCACAAAAUGUGAUUUUGGCAGUGAUUUGGCAUCAAUCUGCGAUUGGACCUCUGAGGAACUCGGCACACAGAUGGGAACAGCAGGGGAAAACAUUCCCUCUCAAGACAUCCAUCCUGCAUUUCAUUUGAAGAGCGGCCUUCUGAACAUCUCAGUUGACUCCUGUCUGGAGUUCUGGUAUUACAAACCCAGUCAGAAGAGUACUGAGCUCAAAGUUUUUCUAGCAGAAGGUAUUCAGCAGACAUUGCUCUGGAGCUCAGACAGCACUGUGAAUGGAGACUGGAGACAAGCCUUCAUCCCUUUGACGGCCCGCCCAGAUGAAAGCAUACAGGUUAUUUUUGAGCUAUCAAAAGGUCUGCAAAAGGAGGACGAGCCCGCCUUCAACAGAAUUGGAAUACGGAGGGGACAAUGUGGGAUCCAAUGCCAGCCAGGGGCUGAAUUUUGGUCGGAUGAAACUACUCGCUGUACCUGCACUGACCAGCAACUCACCUGUUCCAAGGACUCCGGAUUUGGCACCUGCCAUGUGGCCUCUGAUCCACAUUACACCACAUUUGAUGGCGUCAGCUUCCACUUUGAGGGCCCCUGUACAUACAUCUUGUCAAGGGUCUGCGAUAAAUCUGGGUUACUUCCAGAGUUUUCUGUAGAGGUGAGAAAUGAGAAGAGGGGAGACUCGCCCUUCGCCUCUGUUCAGCAGGUGAACGUCAUCAUGGAUGGUCUAAGAGUGGUCAUGCUAAGAAGAGAAAGGAGUAGAGUCAUGGCAAAUGGUAUUUGGAUGAAUCUCCCGUUACACCUAAAAGGGAAUGGAGUCAUCAUUGAAGCCCAGGGAGAUGUUGUGGCCCUUCAAACAGACUUCCAAAUGUCUGUGUUGUACACUGGAUCUGGCGCGGUUCAGGUUACCCUGCCCAGCAGUUAUUCCAACAGAGUCUGCGGGAUGUGCGGAAACUUUAACCAGCUGACAGAGGAUGAGUUCAUGGACCGAAACGGCUCAGAGGUGGAAGACGCCCGUAUUUUGGGUGAGAGAUGGUUGGCUGAUGCUGAGUGCGAGGACCCGAUCCCACCAAGAGUGUGUACAGAGCUGGAAGACAAUGAGUAUGCCAGCGAUCAUUACUGUGGAGUGCUAACAUCCAGACAGGGGCCAUUCGCAGAGUGUUCAUCAGUCCUCAAUGUAGACAACUUUCUCCAAAGCUGCAUGUUUCAUAUGUGUACAACUGAAGGUGAUCCUGAAGCUCUCUGCAAUACCAUACAGACUUUCAGUGAUGCAUGCAAUAAAGCCGGGAUCACGGUUUCUGCCUGGAGGAACUCAACAUUCUGUCCUCUGGUGUGUGGACCUCAAAGCCACUAUAAUGCCUGUGCCAACGGCUGUCAUGACACCUGCUCCAGUCUGGAUACUGCAGGGGGUUGUGGGAUAUGUGAGGAACGCUGUGAGUGUGACGAUGGCUUCUUGUUCAGUGGAGGAACAUGUGUGCCGAUUGAGGACUGUGGAUGCUGGGUAAACGAACAGCAUUAUGCGAUCAGAGAGACAUAUAUGGAGGCUAACUGUGAGAGAUUGUGCGAGUGUUUAGGUAACGGGAACAUUCGCUGUUCACCCGUCGCCUGCCUGCCUGAUGAAGUCUGCACGGUUAAAGAUGGAGUCGUGGGCUGCUUUCCCUCCAACCCUGUGACCUGUAGGGUCUACGGUGACCCCCAUUACAUCACCUUCGAUGGCAAGGCCUACUCUUUCUGGGGAACCUGCAACUACACAAUAGCAAAGACAUGUGGGCCUACCGUCACCCAGUUCACUAUAACCGCAAGAAAUGAAGGGCAAGAAAACUCUGCGACAUCAUCUCUUAACUCGAUAGCUCUUGACAUGGAAGGCUUCCACCUCACCAUAAGAAAAAACAAGUUGGUUCACGUUAACGGUGCUCCAGUCAAUCUCCCCGCGGACUUUGGGUUAUUUCGUUUGUCUCAGUCAGGACCUUACGCUCAGUUGGACACCAGUUUCGGUCUGCGGCUGUUGUUUGACGGAAAGCAGAGAUUGUUUGUGCAGGUGGAUGAGCGUUACACGGGGAUGAUGUGCGGUUUGUGCGGAACUUACUCCGGAAGUCAGUUUGAUGACUUUUUAACACCCGACGGCAACACUGUAGCGCAUGCGCACGAGUUCGGCAGCAGCUGGGAUACACACGACACUGACUGGCCAUGCAGUAAUGGCUCUCCAGACCCCCCUGCAUGUGACCCUGAUCUGGAGAACGGUGCAUUCAAAGAGUGCAGUGCACUGUUUAGUGAUGUUUUCGCUGAAUGUCAUUGGUUUGUUCCACCUCAGAUCUACGUCACCAGCUGCAUUUCUGAUUACUGCACUUAUCAGGGGGAUAAAUCUCAGCUCUGCAACUCUUUAGAGGACUAUGUGUCUGCCUGCGAGUUAGCUGAAGUGUUUCUAACACACUGGAGAAAUCACACUUCCUGUGAUUUGGAUCCUCCCCCCCAACCAACAGAUGGAUCUAAACCAACCUCAUCCUCUGAAAGCUGCACAUGGAGCUGUAACUUUGACCAGAAUGAAUGCGGGUGGGAACAACUCAUCCAGGACAGUUUUGAUUGGACGAGAUGGUCGGGAUCAACGCCAUCAGAUCUCACCGGGCCAACUGACGACCACACCACAGGAAAUGGCUUCUACAUGUACAUUGAGGGAGAUAGCGUGGUCCAAGGUGACUCAGCCCGCAUCAUGAGCCCUGCAUGCUACGCUUCCGGAAAGCAGUGCGUGAAGUUCUGGUAUCACAUGUACGGCCAAGCAAAUGCUAUGGCACUCAACAUUUACCUGUUUGAGAACAAGCGCGCUCUCAAAAUAUGGUCCAAAGCCAACAAUCAGGGAAACCACUGGUUACAAGGAAGUGUCGAAAUUAAACCACAAGAACCAUUUCAGAUAAUCGUGGAGGGCAUCAGGGGUUCAGAUCCUCGCUCAGAUGUGGCCAUAGAUGAUGUGGUCAUAUUGUAUGGUGGAUGUGACGAUACUUCAAUAGAAGAUCAAGACUCGACCACCCUGGUACCUCCUCUGUCUACUUCAAAUUCAAUCAAUCCACAUCCAGUUUGUAGCCUGAACUGUGAUUUUGACGGUGAUAUCUGCGCUUGGAGUCAGAUGCCGACUGAUGCUUUUGAUUGGACAAGACACACAGGCUCCACCCCCUCUUUGAUGACUGGCCCCUCCUCUGACCACACAACAGGAAGUGGGUCCUGA
Messenger RNA from Paramisgurnus dabryanus, 3427 nucleotides. Its product is annotated as MAM and LDL-receptor class A domain-containing protein 1. The record is from RefSeq and is a predicted model, not a curated record. Gene Ontology annotation, cellular component: membrane. Lineage: Eukaryota; Metazoa; Chordata; Actinopteri; Cypriniformes; Cobitidae.